Molecule: messenger RNA, 2861 nt
Organism: Aricia agestis (brown argus)
Lineage: Eukaryota; Metazoa; Arthropoda; Insecta; Lepidoptera; Lycaenidae
Product: glutamate receptor ionotropic, kainate 2-like
Exons: 16
Coding region: 108-2849 (913 amino acids)
Biological process (GO): synaptic transmission, glutamatergic; modulation of chemical synaptic transmission; monoatomic ion transport
Cellular component (GO): plasma membrane; postsynaptic membrane
Molecular function (GO): glutamate-gated receptor activity; transmitter-gated monoatomic ion channel activity involved in regulation of postsynaptic membrane potential
Source: RefSeq, a predicted model, not a curated record
UGAAGUGGUGUUCAUUAAAAAAAUAACAUGAAUUAAUAUAUGUUAAAAAAAUAUAUAUUGUAAGGAUCAUGUAAAUAAGUGAAAGUGUGUGAAAAGCUUGGUUCACAAUGCGAGGUUUUCAGGUGUUUGUUACGUUUCUGAUCGGCUUCUUCACAUAUUCACAAUGUGCAUUUCGAAAUUUCGAGUCUUUGAAAACGACCAUUUUUAUAGGUGUGAUUCUGCCACCGAAUACAGUAACAGAGGUGGCAUUCGCUUCGACCCUAGCUCGGGCGACCAUGGAGAGUGAAAAGUACAAUUUCGUCAUGAAAAUCAAAUAUGCACCUUAUGGAGACAGCUUUGCUGCAUCUAAAGCUGCCUGUGCUCUGUUGGCGAGUGGAGUGAUCGCAAUAUUCGGGCCGACGGACGACGUGUCGGCUAUGGCGGUUGGGGCGAGGUGUCGAGCCGCGCGGGUGCCUCACAUACAAGCGGUGUGGCGGCCGCCCCCUGAGCGAGGCUUCGAGCCGCCUACGCCACCUGGUAUCAAUUUAUACCCCGAAGCAGUCGCGCUGUCUAAAGCCGUGGCCCUUUUUAUAAAGGAUAGUGAUUGGAACACGUAUACUUUACUGUACGACGACGAUCAAGGUCUAAUCAGGCUGCAAGAAAUUCUAAAACACGCAGAACUAGGGGAUAAAUGGCUGGUGAGGAGACUGGACCCAGAAGGUGAUAACAGACCUUUAUUAAAGUCUUUGAAGGCGUACGGAGAAACUAGAGUCAUAAUAGAUUGUCCUACUGAUAGGAUCCUGAAAUACCUACGUCAGGCGAACGAAGUGAAAUUCUUUGAAGACUACAUGAGUUACGUCCUUAUGUCAUUAGAUGCGCAUACGCUGGACUUGCAAGAAUUACGUCACGGCCUAUCCAACGUCACAUGCUUGCGGAUAUUCGACCACUCAGACUCCAGAACUAGAUCGUACUUGGCCGAUUGGAAGGCUCGCAGCUCACCUGACAUUAAGAUUCCUACGCAGAGCCAUGAAAUUACUGUAGAGGCAGCACUUGCCAGUGAUGCUGCAAGACUAAUUACAGACGCAGUGGAAAGUGCACCAGAUGAAUUUAAAAUAGAAGCACCUGUCAUUGAAUGUAACUCUGAUACUAAAUGGGAAGCCGGUGAAGAUUUCAUCAAUCAUUUGUUGACGAAUCCUAUAACAGGUAUAACAGGCAACGUAACUAUAGACAGCUCAACUGGCGAACGAACUAACUUCAACGUGGAAAUAAUGGAGCUAUCUAACAGCGGUUUUAACAGCAUAGCCAAAUGGAACGCAGAAUCAGGGUUCAUAUACAUACGGAGUCUCAGCGAAGUGUCAGAUAUAUUAGCAGAGAAGUGGCAGAAUAAGACAUUCAGGGUAGUAUCCAAGCUAGGCGCUCCGUACCUCGUGAAAAGAACACCCAAGCCGGGUGAAGUUCUGACCGGUAAUGAUCGCUAUGAGGGAUAUUCGAAGGAUUUAAUUAAUGAAAUACUGAACGUUACUCUGCACCUGAAUUACGAGCUCGAAAUCGUUCACAAUUACGGCAAAUACAAUAAAGAGACUAACAAAUGGGACGGCCUCAUAGGACACCUUUUGGAAAGGAAAGCCGAUCUGGCUAUCUGCGACCUCACAAUAACGUACGAGAGACGAGCAUUUGUGGAUUUUACGACGCCAUUUAUGACUUUGGGGAUCAGCAUUCUGUAUCUGAAGCCUCCCGCGCCGGAGACGGAACUAUUCUCGUUCCUCAAGCCCUUUUCCGUCGAUGUCUGGAUUUAUAUGGCCGCUGCCUAUUUAAUGGUCUCACUGUUGUUACACAUGUUGGCCAGACUUGCACCUAACGACUGGGAAAACCCUCACCCGUGCGACAAAUCUCCUGAGGAGUUGGAAAACAUUUGGCACAUUAAAAAUUCCUGCUGGCUCACAGUCGGGUCGAUCAUGACACAAGGCUCUGAUAUACUGCCCAAGGGUUACUCCACUCGAUGGGUUUGCGGCAUGUGGUGGUUCUUUGCUCUGAUCAUGUGCUCAUCGUACACUGCCAAUCUCGCUGCCUUCCUGACGAAUGCUGCAAUGGACGACUCCAUUAAAAGUGCUGAGGAUCUAGCUGCGCAAACGAAAAUUAAGUAUGGCACCGUAGACGGAGGAUCUACGUAUGCUUUCUUCAAGCGAUCAAACGUAUCCACGUACGCGAAAAUGUGGGCCAAUAUGGAGUCAGCUCGACCGUCUGUGUUCGUUGACAAUAAUGAUGAGGGGCUCGACAGAGUUCUUAAUGGGAAACGAGGGUACGCCUUCCUGAUGGAGUCCACUGCCAUAGAAUACCAGAUGGAACGGAAAUGCACUCUCAUGCAAGUUGGCGGUCUACUAGACUCUAAAGGAUAUGGAAUCGCUAUGCCGUUUCAGUCGUCAUAUCGCACUGCGGUGGACAACGCGGUGCUGAAACUUGCGGAGAGCGGAAAGCUGGUGGAGCUCAAGAACCGAUGGUGGAAGGUCGGGGAGAAUGAAACACACUGUGAAGAGAAAGAAAGCGACGACACGGGCGCCAGCGCGGCCGAGCUGGGCGUGUCGAACGUGGGUGGCGUGUUCGUGGUUCUGGGCGUGGGCUGCGGGAUCGCCGCGGCCAUGGGCGGCUUCGAGUUCCUGUGGCACGUGCGCGAAGUCGCCAUUGAGCAGAAGAUGACACAGUCUGAAGCGUUUUGGGCGGAGCUCUCAUUCGCGCUGAGUUUCUGGGAGACCGAGAAACCUGUCAAUCACUCCCGCCCAUCGUCGUCUGCGUCUGGCUCCAAUGUGGCGUCCAGAGCCUCCUCCGUGCUACGAUCCGCUGCUGAUCUUUUCCACCUCGAUGUGUUCAAGUAGAAUAGUUUUAUA